This is a messenger RNA of Magnolia sinica, 1326 nucleotides long. RefSeq lists its product as uncharacterized. The record is from RefSeq and is a predicted model, not a curated record. The coding region runs from base 1 to 1326 and encodes 441 amino acids. The transcript is spliced from 6 exons. Lineage: Eukaryota; Viridiplantae; Streptophyta; Magnoliopsida; Magnoliales; Magnoliaceae.
AUGAAGGUAGCCUCUCAGGAUUCAGUGGCUCCUGAAAAUUUAGAUCUCACCUUGCCCUCGCAUGGGCGGGAACCUCCUGACGGGCGUGAUGCCAGGGUCCACCUUCCCUCUCAAAUAGCUGCAGAGGACUCACCCAGCUAUGCUUGCAACAAUUGGCUUUCUGAGGGCGAUUGCAAUGCAAAGUUGUUUCAUCUUGCCGCUUCAGAGAGAGUUAGAAGGUCCACCAUCCAUGAAAUCCAAUUGCAUUCAGGGGAAAUCACUCCUAAUCAAGCAUUAAUCAAAGAAGAAGGUGUUCAUUUCAUGAAAGUUGUCCUCUCAGCAACUCCAUUUGCUAGCCAGUUUGGGGCUGCUGUCAGUCUAUUGGACUGCAUCCCUUCCCUGGUUUCAGCUGUAGACAACGAGCUGCUGUUGGCGCCCCCUUCCUUAGAUGAAGUCCGAAGCUCUGUGUUUGCACUCUCAUCGAUGGGGCCCCUGGGCCUAAUGGGAUUUCUGUGGCUUUCUACCGUGGCUGCACCGAGAACCUUUGCCGACUUUAGACCAAUCAGCCUUUGCAACGUGAUCUACAAAAUCUUCGUCAAAAUCAUCAUUUCAAGGCUCAGCUCCAUUCUCCCCAAGCUGAUCUCGGCGGAACAAGGGGCCUUUAUAAAAGGUCGAUCCAUUGCAGAAAAUAUUGCCUUAUGUCAAGAAAUAUUUACGGACAUUGGAAGGAAGGUUAGGGGAGGCAAUAUAGCCUUCAAACUUGAUAUGGAAAAGGCCUAUGACCGGAUUGAAUGGAGCUUCCUGAAACAGGUCCUCAUCAAGUUUGGUUUCUGCCCGGCCUGGGUUAAGUUGGUGGAAUCUUGCUGGAAUUCUAAUUGUAGAGGUUUCUCCAGGUUGGUGGAAAGCGGCCUUUGCCACCCUUUUAAGCUGAAGCAGGGCUGCAAGCAGGCCACACACCUGCUCUAUGCUGAUGACAUGGUUCUUUUCCUUAACGGUGGUUGUAGAUCUCUCGGUGCAGUCCGUUCUUUUCUCUCAGCCUUCCAAGAGGUGUCUGGCCAGAAAAUUAACCAAAGGAAAAGUGCCUUUUACUACUCUCCAAAGUUGCUAGUCUCCAGGAUUCGAAGCAUUGAGAGAUACCUUGGGAUAAACAAUUCCACCUCAGCCCUCACCUACUUGGGUGUCCCUAUUGCGGGGAGCAGAUUAACUCUUAUCUCCUCUGUCCUGUCCAGUAUUCCAAUCCACUUCCUGGCGGCAACGAUUAUCCCGAAGAAAGUUCUAUCAUCUUUGGAAGCUAGCUUUGCAAACUUCUUCUGGGGUUGGAGGAAUGAAUGUAAUAAGGUGCUUUGA